AUGGGUUUCACUGAGAAUCAAGAAGUUUUGGUCAAGGAAUCCUGGGAUAUUUUGAAGCUAAAUAUCCCUGAACUCAGCCUCCGUUUCUUCGCAACAAUUUUGGAGAUUGCACCUGCUGCAAGACCCAUGUUCUCUUUUCUUAGGGAUUCCGAUGAGAUACCGCAGAACAAUCCUAAGCUCAAGGCUCAUGCUGUUAAGGUCUUCAAGAUGGUGAGAUUAGGCAUGGCAAUACGUGAUUCCGCGGUUCAACUCCGGGAGAAGAGAGAGGUGACGGUGGCUCAUACUACUUCGAAAUAUUUGGGAUCAGUUCAUCUUAAGAAUGGAGUCAUUGACCCGCAUUUUGAGGUGGUGAAAGAAGCGUUACUGAGAACAAUCAAAGAGGGAGUUGGAAAGAAAUGGAGUGAAGACAUGGGGAGUGCAUGGAGUGAAGCUUAUGAUCAGUUGGCUGCAGCCAUCAAGGCUGAGAUGAAAGAAGAUAAAGGCUGUUAA
This is a messenger RNA of Pistacia vera, 489 nucleotides long. Its product is annotated as non-symbiotic hemoglobin 2-like. Gene Ontology annotation, molecular function: oxygen binding; heme binding. The record is from RefSeq and is a predicted model, not a curated record. The transcript is spliced from 4 exons. Bases 1 to 489 code for a protein of 162 amino acids. NCBI's taxonomy places the organism in Eukaryota, Viridiplantae, Streptophyta, Magnoliopsida, Sapindales, Anacardiaceae.